GUCAUUCGUGAUUUUCUGUGCUGAAAAAUGACGCAUGUUAAGCGUGACGCGUCGCAGCUGACAUGUGUUUGUUGUUGUCAUUUACGAUUUUCUGUGACGAAAUUGACACAUGCCAAGCGUGACGUCACAACUCCAAUAUCGACCAAUCACGGAGUAGGAAGGCCCUUCCCCCUUACUCCCUGACCAAUGCGCAUGUGUCAACAACAGGCUAGUUCCGAUUUCGACCGCUUUAUGGGGUUCUGCGAGUAUUCCGUGGCGCUCGCUCCGCAGUAGAGUGUAAACAGCAAUCCCCCACAACAGGCCCGUCUAACAGCGUGGCGUGGCGUCGUAUUGGGCUGUCAGACGUACGCCUCAGUUUUGAGAGAGUCGCAUUACUAGAAAUAUAGUAGUUGAGUUAGGCGAGCCUAGAAAAGCCCGUGUGAUAUUUUUCAAUAAUCGUGAAAUACGUAAGUGCAAGUGAAACUCAGAAAAAUGGCUUUACGGCCCGACCGAACUUUCCUCGUGUACCCGAGUGCCUGUAGUAAGAAAAAUUUCGUUUAUAACCGGAACACCACGGAUCCCUACAACGGCGCACGCGUCCGCCAUGAUGAAAUGCUGCACGACACGCUGAUCAAACUCUUCCAGGAACACUGUCGCGGCCGAGCCAGUAGGAUAAAGAAGUUCCUUCGAGAGUUCGACGACGAGCCGAAAGCCAUAUUCAAGCUCAUCCUGAAGAAGAGGCCUCGCCUCGGCAAAAUACUCUCGCAGAGAGACAAGCUGUCGCUCCUGUGGAUUACGGUGCUCAGCUGCUAUCAGAAAUCGGCCGAACUGCUCGUGCGCUCCGGGGCCAAUGUCAACGAGCUCUGCAAUCCUCCGCUGGACGCAUACGUCGACGAUAAGACGCCUAUAAUCAACGUAUUGCUGCAGAUGUUUCCCUCCGAGUGGAACGAGCGAUUCGCCGCUCUGGUGAUCAAUGCAGGCGUCGACUUGCAAAAUAGGGACGACAAGGGCCAGACCGUCCUGCACUUGGCGAUAAACCGUGGUCAAUUAGAGCUGAUCAAACUGAUGCUGGAAAAGGGAGUGGACGUCAACGCCAGGGACAACACAGGCGCGACACCGUUGCUCGCGGCAUGCUCUCACAAAAAAGCAGACGAGAUGGUGCCGCUGUUGGUGAGAUACGGAGCCGACGUUAUGGCCAGAGACAUGCCCAAGCAGGAGAACGUCUUGCACCGUCUGGCAUUCGCCCGUGACACGGAGCACGUCGAGUUGGCCAGAUUCUUCAUAGAGCAGAGUGUUUCUCUCGAGGACCGAGAGAUGUUUGAGGAUUACCAACCGAUACACGUCGCCGCCCUCCAAGGCAAGAACGAGCUGCUGAAGCUCUUCUUGGACCACGGCUCAAACGUGAACGCCCUGGCGAAGAAUAAUGUGACCCCGCUGUACUUGGCCGCUGGCUCCGUCAACCCGGUGGUACUGCUGACUCUACUCAAGCGCGGUGCAAACAUUGAUGCGAGAAAAACAAUUGAUUAUGGCGGUAUUGAUUUAGUCUAUGGUUCCACCGCAUUGCAUAACGCUUGUAAUAGCUUCUUCUACGAUGGUGGGCAGAACUUCAAAAUUCUCGUUUCCGCCGGGGCGAAUAUAAGCGUUACGGACCAUGCGGGUCGCACCCCUUACGCUAUGAUAGAUCGACUACCUGCCGAUAACCAUAACGGAGAUUAUCGGAUUAGACGUAUCAGGCUGCCCAUACAGUGGAACCCCAAUGUGGAUGUAAUGCUCAGGAUGCUGGCCAUCAAGAAGUCGACCAUCCAGCCGCCCAACAACUUAUUAGACGAAACACGCAUUCAGAAGUCUCCCAGUCGAUGGGCCUAUUAUCAAAGCUGUCUUGAACAAAUCGAGAGAUUGAAAGCCAGGAGAUUAUUCAGGUCCUUCACGUUGUUCGACCUAUUGACCAAGUGCCACUGCCGAACAGCCGCGCAAAUGUGGAACGUCGAAUUCAAGAGGGAAUUCGAGCAGUGCGACCUCAGCCCUUUUCCCAACUUCGCCGACGACUUGCGCGAAGUUUUCGCGAACGCGGAAUGUCGCCAUCAGUCUAUGGUACAACAAGAGGAAAUGAUCGAGGAGGCUGCGUAUGAUACGUUGCCUCACCCGAUUGUGAGGGGAGUCGUUAAUUACUAUGCAUGCGAAGACUGUGAUAUUAGAAAAAUUGUGCAAGCCUCUCGUCGAGAUAAUCAAGGGUUACCUAGAAAUCUAUUCGAUAGAAUGUUUGCAAAUAAUUAAGUAUACAUAAGCUGUUGUGUACAAAUAAGUAAAAGCAUACAUUUUUAGAUAAAGUUUUUAUUCAUAUUAAGAAUUAUAGUGUAUUAUGUAUAAAUUACAUAUUGAAUGUAACUAUGAUUGAAUUGUAUAUCUAUAGAAUAUUUAUAUAUUAUAAGCUUGCGUUCGCUAAAACGUAAAUUAAUUAAUUUUUAUACGAUCUUGGCAAUAAAAAACUACUUUAGAUACUCUAACGGCUACGUAUAAUAGGGAACAGACAUGAUUUUUAAAACCUUUUUUAAAAUAAAGUUAAGAAUAAAUCUUACACAAAAGUACAAAAGCUACGAUUUUUACUACAAUAUUUGUUAAGUAAUAUGGUUUUGAAAAUUUGGUUUGCUAAUGAUACGUUUAAAUGAUUGAGAGCUCACGUGAUCAAAAUGGCGGCGCGAAGGAUGAAAAAAAAAAAUAUAUAUAUAUAGAUGUAUAAACGCAUGUAAAUUUUAAUACAUAAAAUAACCUUAUUGUUUUCUCAAAAAUCAUAAUAGAAUUAAGAAAUAAUGCUUGAAAAUCAAAAUAGAUUCAUGAUGACUGUAAUUCAUGUACUCAAAUGUCCGUACGUUAGGUUAGGUCUUUAUGCUUUGAGCCGCCAUAUUGGAGAUCUGCCGUUUUAAAAAUUACUCAAACAUAUGAAUUUUUAGUUAAUAAUAUUAGGAUCUAGAGGUACUACAUCAGCAAAAAAUUGAUAAAUAACGUAUUCUUAUGCUAUUUUCUACUAUAUAUAAGUAUUUAUAUGUAUAUAGCAAAACCAUGUCUGUUCCCUAUUCAGACCAUCCCGAAGAAAGUCAACCAAAUCAUUAAAAAACCUAAUAAUAAAAAAACUUUUGCGUACAAUGAACUUUCAUCCGCCUCCAGUACCAAGCAACGUCCCACUCGUCCAUCGCGCAGAACAAAAGCCGAAAAAAAACAAUAUAACCAGCGUCUCUCUACUGUAUAUGUAUAUAUCUAUACUCCCGUUUAUGUAACUUAUUUUUAUAACUAACUUAAUAGUAUUUUUAAAAAUCGUGCGAAAAAGCGUCUCUCCCUGGCAGAACAGAUGCGUUAUAUACGCGGUUGCAUAACGCGAUGGUUUUAAAAAAGGAAUCGAGCCCCUGCGAGCACGAACGUUUGUUUCAGGGUCGAGGAGAUUCUGGCAAUGAUUUUUUUUUUUAUAUAGUUUCUGGUAUAUUAUUCUGUACAUUUUUAAUUGUAAAAUAAAGCGAAUUUUCCGUUCAAGGCACUUUUUUUCCUCGACAUCGCGGAAGUGUACAGCGAAGAAAAGCGGAUGUAAGAAGUCGUCGAUGUCGAGCUGGUGCGAGGAAUGCUCGACUUUUUUUCUAUACAGUCACGAGAACGUCGCUGUAUUAUUUCACGAAAAGCUUCGAAACUUGGCGAUAAAAAAAUCGUCGCGAGUCUCCGAUGACGUUCGAGAAAAACAAACAAAGCUGCGGCAAACUUAAAAAAAAUCACGGUAUAGAGUCGCGGCCCUGCUGAUUGACGCGCGUGACACCCGCGCGAGCGUCGGAUGAUAAAUCGAGUCGAGAGUAUAUCCCCCCCCCCCUUGGCUGAAGUGUAUCAAAGAAUUCGAGAAGAAUUGGCAGCUAUUCUCUAGGCUGAGAAUCUCGAGAUUAUAUUCUGCCAGGGAUUCGGCUGCGCUAGGAAAAACAAAUAUAUCUUCUUUUGUUCUUGCGUGAAGGAUAUGGUUGCGGUUAAAAGAAUUUCUUUUGUGUAAUUGAUAAAUUUUAAUAAUAAAAAAGGUUCAACAAA
Nasonia vitripennis (jewel wasp) is the source of this 4032-nucleotide messenger RNA. RefSeq names its product ankyrin-3-like. The record is from RefSeq and is a predicted model, not a curated record. NCBI's taxonomy places the organism in Eukaryota, Metazoa, Arthropoda, Insecta, Hymenoptera, Pteromalidae. Gene Ontology annotation, molecular function: protein binding. The coding region runs from base 472 to 2253 and encodes 593 amino acids. The transcript is spliced from 2 exons.